GCGAUUUCAGGCUAAAUAUGAAAGAACGUCGUAGGGCGGGAGAAACAGAUCCGACGAACGCGUGUCAACAGAACGCAAGGCACGUCUCGCAGAUUGAGUGAGGAAAUUUGCACUCAAGGAAGCACCCUACAAGCUGCAAUGUUCUCUACAUCACGAAAGAGCAAAGUAAAGACUCUCAUACCCAGGCGCUCUUCGUCGUCGGCUUCAGAUUUCAGGGUGUCCAUGGUGCCUCUAGGGACUGCUUCGGACGCACGACACUCAAUUCGGCCACCUAUGGGCCGUAGGUCAUCGAGUCUGUCCCAUGUGGACAGGGCUACAUCCGGUCGUCCCAGCUUGUCCCAGGGGAAGCGUCACCCUGCUACAAAGGACACCCGCCCGCUGAAUGACAGGGAUUUCCAACAAACGUGUGCUCACCGUCUGCAUUCGUUUCUCGCAUGCCAUGCCAACGCCUCACAGGUCACCGUGCAGCAAAUCUUGCGCAUGUCCAACAAGCAGUUUGCCAGCACUUUUCUAUUCCUGGUCAACAUCAUGGACCCAACUUUCAAACUGGGACCCAGGGUCGAAGAAAGUGUAAUGAACAUGUUACAACUGCUCCAGUACCCGUUCGCAGUGUCCAAGAGCAUGCUCCAGGCUAUUGGCUCUCGUCUGCCUCUAGCACUUGGAAUCCUCACCUGGCUGCUGGAUGUCGUAGAGUACUACGAAUCGGUGGACGUGUUCGAACAUCUCUUUUCGGAUGAUGCACCUCUGAAAGAUGGCAGCCAGGUCUCCGGUAGCCACAUCUCUAGACUGGUGCAGUACGGAUUGGCACCCCGUGACAACUCGCCUGACGCCUCUGCGGAAGACGACCUAUUUCUUCAGCAAUUAGUUCAAGAAAAGUAUGGUGAACUUGAGUCAGCAGAGGACUUGCAGAGCGAGAUAGAUCGGGUUCGGAAAGAGGUGCAGUACAGGGAAGCUCAGAAGGCUGAGUACCUUCAGCAAUUGGAAACUAUUGCCAGCAACAAGAAGGCUGCUGAGGAACUUGAAGGCUUCGUUGAAAGCUUCGACCAGUUCUACACGAUAAAGCAAAAAGCACUGGAGGACGUCAAACGUACAAAUGCCGAAAUGGAGAGAGAAAUAGAAGUGUUGAAAAAGGAUUUGGCGAAUGCGAGAGCCACCCUAGACAUGCAGAAGCAACGUCGGGAAGACAAGAGGUCUCUCGAAGAUCAACUGCAACAAGCCCAGGCCUCCUUGAAGCAUGUCGAAAAUAAGAUGAACUUGGCACUUGAGGAACUGGACGAGCUUCAGAUGCAGUGGAGCAAUUUACUCGGCAAGGCACAACGGGACAGUACUGAAAUAGAAGCGCUGUACAGCGAACUCCAUUGCAACCUCGAAAGCUUUCCAAACCCCAUCCCUGCCAUGCUCAAGAACCUUCACUACGACGAGACCUCGAGCUUGGAGGAUUUGAAGCAACAGUGCACAGUUCUCAAGGACAUUACAAGCACCUUGCAGCAGAUCAAGGUCAAGAGCCUUGCAGGUGCCAGACAUGAAAGUGAGCUGGCACAAAGGUACGAGGCUGAACACCAGGAAGUUGUGCGUGAGGAGCAAAUGGAGAGGGAGAUACUUGAUCAGGCUGUUGCCUCCCAUGAAAAAGUUAAGCAGGGACUACUGGAGCAAAUCAAUGCUAAGAAAGCUCAGCAUGCACAGCUCCAGAAAGAUCUCAUAAUCGCCCAAUCGGAAACUGUAGCAACGUGUGCUGAUGAUACUCUUCUGAGCCUUCAACAGAGAGUGGAUGCAGCCUGUACGGAGUACAAAGAUUUGCAGCUGCAGCUGGAGACCAUGAAAGCAAAGUGUGAGAAGCACAUGAAGCAUGUUGAAGCCUUGGCCGAGGAAAAAAUGAAGAGCCUGAUGAACUGUUUUAAGAGGUUGCAGGAACUCGCGAAGCCCACAUAAUUUCAUAGAUUUGCUGCUUUUCAUUAACCAGUUCAUAUCUGUUUAUAGACUCUAUUUUGAGUAUAAACUAUUUAUAGCUUUUA
This is a messenger RNA of Ornithodoros turicata, 2012 nucleotides long. Its product is annotated as kinetochore protein NDC80 homolog. Gene Ontology annotation, cellular component: Ndc80 complex. Lineage: Eukaryota; Metazoa; Arthropoda; Arachnida; Ixodida; Argasidae. Gene Ontology annotation, biological process: attachment of mitotic spindle microtubules to kinetochore. Bases 139 to 1929 code for a protein of 596 amino acids. The record is from RefSeq and is a predicted model, not a curated record. The transcript is spliced from 15 exons.